This is a messenger RNA of Durusdinium trenchii, 4083 nucleotides long. The record is from the annotation of a GenBank genome assembly. NCBI's taxonomy places the organism in Eukaryota, Dinophyceae, Suessiales, Symbiodiniaceae.
AUGGCUGAGCUCAGUGAAGAGAUCAAGGACCUGGAGCGGAGUGCCGCCUACAACAUCCUGGAGGAGCUCUACAGGAAUAGUUCCAUCAGCAAGGCUGAGAUGGAUUUGUACAAAAGCAAGUAUGCGAAACUGCAUGAGAUGGUGAUUCAAACGUUCGAGAACGAGCAGAACUUUGUGACGAGAGCGAAACAGCUCAACCAGCGCUUGAUGCAGGAAAAGAUCAAGCUGGAAAAGACCACGCUGGAGUCACAAGAGGACCAGAACUGCAUUGAGCAGCUGAUGCAUCAAAGGUUCGAAAUCGAACAAGAAUACCAGGUGGCACAGGAUAGAGAGAUGAUGUUGCAGAUACAGCUGUCAGAGCUGCAUCACGAUAGAACUGAGAAGCAGGAGCAGUUGAGAGAAAGAGAGAUCGAGCGCCAAGCAGAGGCUGAGCCCAAGCUCCGCAAAGCCAGAGAGGAGAUUGAGUUGCUGAACAAGGAGUCAGAAGUCCUGAAAGCCAAGAAGGAAAGCUAUCAGGAAAAGCUGGAGGAGUACAAUGCUCGCAUCAAGGAGGUUGAGCAAGAGAUGGAGAACAACCGGGACAUUUGCAAGGUCUACGAUUCCGAACUGAACAAAAUUAAAGAUGACCCAGAGCGUAUCCGCAAGCAGGCAGAGAAGUUUGAAAACGCGGUGCGCGCCUUGCAGGAGGCGCAGAAGGAGAAGGUCUCGGCCAUCCAGGCGGCGAAUGACCAAGCCUGGGAGAUUAACAAAGAAGCCAAGGAGAUCGACGAAUCCAGGGCGAAGAAGGAAAUGCGGCUUACGCUGAUGAAGGAAAGCUCCAAGAUCACGGACACGUCCUGCCAGGAGACCAAGACAAAAUUGGAGAAGGAAGGGUUGACACACCAGGAGCUGGUCUUAAAGCGCAAUGCUCUGGACAAAGACUUGGAAGAUCUCAAUGCUCAGAACAGACAUGCGCAACAGGAGGUGACAACUCAUCAGAAACAGUUCGAACGGAUGAAGCGCAGAUACAGACAAAGCUUAUCACAUAAAGAUAGUGUCCUGGAGACCUUGCCACCCUUAGAGGUGAACAAGAAGGAGCUGGAGAAGACGACAAAGCUCCAAGAAGAGGACAUCAGACGGCAAGGGAAGCUCCUGGAGGAUAUCCAAGCCGAGGUGGAUCUUUUCAUCGGAGCUUUCCUGAAACAAGAGUCUCUGGAGAAGGACAAGAAGGAGGAAUUUGAGGCAAUCAAACAGCAGAUGGAUGAGAUGCAGAAGGAGAUCAAGAACCUGAAGACCGAGGUGCAGGAGCAGCUUAGCCGGUCGGCCAUGCCGUUCAUUGCUGUCCUCCUCACAUUGCUGCAGUUCCUCGAGCCUGGAGCGGUCCAGUUCGAUGCCUACUUUGAAGAAGCCCAAGCAAAGAACAACGUGUCAUGGACGAAAGAGGAUUCCCAGAUUAACGAAAAACUGAAAGUAUUGGAGGCGAAAUUCAAAAAGAAGCCCAAUAUCAUUUACAUUCUUUCAGAUGACAUUGGCUUUGGAGAGCUGGGAUGGCAGGGAGGUGGAAAGCAUCGUGGUACGCCUGGACCUGGUUUAGAUGCGAUGGCCUAUGCAGGCAUGCGAUUUUGGUCCUCCUAUUCGGAACCCAGUUGCACUCCCAGCCGGGUCGCCAUCAUGACCGGCCGGCACCCGGUGCGCACGGGGCUGACCACGGUGUUGUGGCCAGGUCAAACGGAUGGGCUCAGCCCUGACGAAGUGACCUUGCCCGAAGUCUUGGGUGCCGCAGGCUAUUCCACUGCGAUGUGGGGCAAGUGGCACUUAGGCGAAGAGCCCGAGCAUGCUCCAGAGAACCAGGGCUUCGAGUAUGCCUAUUAUGGACUCUUCAAUGGUGCUCCCGACCUCUGGCCGGAUGCAUACGACUUGGUGGCGGCGCCAAACUCCAAUCCUCCAACUUUCCUGGACUUCCCUGGAAUUGAGGCUUACAAGGAAGAUACAGGCAUCGAUUUGUCCGUCUCGGCCUACGUGGGGCGCAAGGAAAAGGGCCGGAAGCCAAUUGAAGGGCUGGCUGGAAAGCCGGGACCUCAAAGGCAGGAGGCCUUUGAAGAAGAAUCAAUCAACCAAAUCUUGAAGUACGUGAAAGAAAAGGCCAACGAUGUGAAGCCUUUCUUCAUCUACUGGGCAACGUAUGCCCAGCAGUUGUCAGGCGUAACCUCGCACGCAAAUGAAAAGCAUGUGGACCACGUGAACUCCCAGGCCUCCAUGAUGGCCGCCCACAGUUCCUAUGUGACUCAAUUGCUGCAGACUUUGAAGGAUGAGAAGAUUGCUGAAAAUACGUUGGUUGUUUGGAUCAGUGACAAUGGCCCCAUGUACGCCUUCUACCCCAAUUCGGGCUAUUCCUGGCUGAAAGGUGGGAAGGGCUCUGUGUGGGAAGGUGGUGUGCGGACGCCAGCCAUGGCAUGGUGGCCUGGGAUGAUCGAAGCGAACCAGGACCCCGUGGAUCUUCUUCAGAUCACCGACCUCUACACCACUGCAGCUCGUUUGGGCGGCGCCUUAGAACAUAUCCCCAAUGAUCGUGUCACCGAUGGGUUGGAUCAAGCUGCCUUGCUGCUAUUGGGAGAAGGACAUGGACGGAGGAAGAAAAUCUUCCACUACAGUGGGGAUCAUUUGGGCGCUCUUCGACGUGGCGACUUUAAGGCACACUUUGUGGGAGGCGCUUCAGGUGGUUUACCAAAGAUGGAGGCUUACAAUGUCAGGCGUGAUCCUGGGGAGAAGUAUGGUGAGUUCUAUCCCUAUUUGUGGCUGGUGGUGAAGAAUGAGCGCAACAAGUACAUGACCCACAUUCAGAAGUCCGAUCAGCAGCUCUCCGAAAUGAAGGAGAAGUUCAAGAUCCUGUCCAAUGAAGUGGAGAUUUUGCGAAUGGAGAGUGCCGUCAAGGACAAAGAGCUUGCGCAGAUCAGACAAGAGGCGCAACGACUUGAAGUGAUCCAUGAUCAGCUUCAAAAUGAGAAGACUCGGAUAAGUGGGAAAGGUACUGCGCUCAACGAACAGGUUGAGCAGUUUGUCAUCGAGAUAGACAAGCUCAACUCGAUCAUCACUUCCAUCGAGAAAGAAAUGGUGCAGCUGAGACUAAAGUACGAGCAGGCAGUCGAGACGCGGAACUUCACUGGGACGCAGCUUAUCGAUAGGAAUGAUGAGCUUUGCAUCCUUUGGGAGAAGGCAAAUAUCCAGGAAAAGCUGUUGAAGAAGGGAGAGGAUGCGAUGCAGAGAAAGGAAGAGGAGAUUCGAUGCUUGAAGAUAGACCUCGCAGAGGUGCAUCGUCAGCUGAAGGUGGUGCGUCAAAAGAUCCCAGAAGUACAGCCGCUCGCAGAUGAUGUAGUAAACCUGCGGGAACAGGUCUCGAAUGUGCGCAAGCAUAGCGACGAGCUGUCCCGAGAGCUCGAGAACCCCAAGAGCUCGCUGCGGAAAUGGCGGCAGCUGGGAGGGGAGGACUUGGAUCAGGAGACGCUGAGAGUGAAGAUCCAGGACCUUCAGGAGAGGCUCAACGACAAGAAGGAAGCGCUUCUCGAAAAGGAGCUCAUCUUGGAAGAGGUCACGGCGCUUUCGGAGAAGCUCCGGAACCAGGCGUUGGAUGGGCGUCAAGGCACCAUGGACCUCUCGCAGAAGGUGAACCUCUUUCAGUCGCGCAUCAAGGAUGUGACCCGGAAGAUGAUGGCCACUGUGAGCGAGUUGUCGAUGCAUCAAGCCACAGCCCACAAGCUGCAGAAAGAGCGCGACGAAGCUUGCGAGCGUGCUAUCCUGGCUCGGGAGAACUUGGAAAAUGGACAGGCACCGACAGAAGCAGCAGAUGGAGAGUUCCAGAAGAUGCUGCAGGUGGAGCACCAGAGGGAGUUGGACAGACAGGCGGCGGUUCAGCGAAAGCAGGAGGAGGAUGUGAUGAACAGCAACUUCACCAGGACCACAGCUGAGCCGCGGGUCAAUGCUUACAUCCCUGACGACGAGCAUGGUCUUCCCAAGGCCUAUGGUGUCAACGCGCCCUUCAAACCUACAGCUCAAGGAUCCACCAUGCGCUUCAUCCGAAAGCCCAACCCGAAGCCCAUCGAGAUUUAG